Molecule: messenger RNA, 2031 nt
Organism: Stegastes partitus (bicolor damselfish)
Lineage: Eukaryota; Metazoa; Chordata; Actinopteri; Pomacentridae
Gene: wdr53
Product: WD repeat domain 53
Exons: 3
Coding region: 65-1228 (387 amino acids)
Molecular function (GO): protein binding
Source: RefSeq, a predicted model, not a curated record
AAUAAGCGACUGAGCCGCACAUGGCAACCUGCUCAACUUUGGACUGCACUUGCUAAGGGUCAGGAUGGCCAGGCAGUGGUCUGAGGGCCACUCCACUUCUAUCCUGUGUGUCGAGGCGUCUCCAGGCCCUGAAGGUCUCCUCGCUUCAGGCUCUGAGGGUGGGGAAGUCACAGUGUGGAGUCAAGAGGGAACCAUCAUCGGCCGUCUGACUCUCUCCGGUGAGGACGACAGCACAAGUGUUGUGUUCUCACCUGCAGCUCCGAGCCAGCUGUAUGUGUCGCAUGGAGACACCGUGAGUGUCCUCGACCCCAGGAAUCUGAAGGGCCCAGUGGAGGAGUUUCAUGGUGCAGGGGAGGAGGAGAUCAAUGCUUUAGCGCUGAAUGAGACUGGAUCGGCUCUGGCAGUGGCUGAUGACUCCGGGGCUGUGCGGGUGCUGGAGCUUCCUGGGGGGAAAGCGUGCAGGACUCUGCGCAGACACACCAACAUCUGCUCCUCUGUGGCUUUCCGGCCUCACCGGCCCAACAACCUGGUGUCUGUAGGACUGGACAUGCAGGUGAUGCUGUGGGGAUUGCAGAAGACCCGGCCUCUGUGGACCCUCAACCUCCAGGACGUGGCAGAGGAGGAAGAUGACCACCAGCAGCGCCCCGGUCAGCUUUUCAACCCGCCACUGGCCCACUGUGUGUCUGUGGCAAGCUGUGGAAACAUUUUGGGUUGUGCAGCAGAGGACGGGCGAGUGCAUCUAAUGCGGAUCGGCAGCGGCUCUAAACUGGAACAGCAGGGAGCAUUCAAAGCCCACAGUCAAGGAGCCUCCCAAGCCCACUUUGUCAGUUUCCUUUCGCACCCGUACUGGCUCGUCAGUGGGGGAAAUGACAGCAACGUCGCCCUGUGGGACCUCAGUAAGCACCCGGUGAUGGCUCCAGAAGGGAAAAGUCGAGUGACGGUGCCACAACGCAGAAAGGGCAAAAACAAGGCAAAGAGAAAAGAGCAACAGCAGGAUAAAGGAAAGACCCCACCAAAGGCUGAGGCAGAGAAAGAGGAAGCUGAGGGUGAGGAUAAAGCAGCAGGAGGUGCAGAGGAGGUGACGGAGGAGAAGUCUGGACCCAAACUGAGCAUCAGCCACGGGGACAAGGUGAACUGGCUUUGCCCUGCUGUGCUGAAAGGAGAACCAAGUGUGAUUGUGGCUGAUCAGAGCUCCAGUCUGACUGUUUAUUCUCUGUCCCAGAUGUAGAUUUCAGCACUUUACUUGUCAUUCGUUAGUUUUGCUCAGAGCAGUACAAGAUUUUCACUUGCCUAACUCAAAAUUUUUUUUUGAGAAUAACACUCCCCUUUUUGUUGUUGUUGGACUAGCAGCAUCAUUGUAUGGACUGUUUUUUUGCUGAAUGAUGCUUAACUUGUUGUACACUUUCCUUUCUAAAAGCCUAAACUGUGGACAUAAAAAACCAUCACUGGUUUUCAAAAUCUCUACAGCAGCAGAGAAACAUUACAAAAAUGAGCUUUACAUGACAGUUCAUGCCGUAUUUAACAAACUAAAUAUAUAAUUGUUUUUGGGUUUUAACUCAUUUUGGUUUUUCGUGUGUGGGGUCCUAUAAAAUUAUCACCCUUUGAAAUGCAUAUUUUGUUUGUCUGACACUGAAUUCAUCAUAUUUUUCGUAAACAAGUUGCAUUUUUUGGCCCCUACAGCAGCCACAUCUGACAAAAGAAAAUGUUUAUUUCAUUUUUAACUGAGUCUGCAGUUCUUUUUAUAGAGAAAACAAAACACAUCUCAACCCAAACCAGGUGCCAGGCAGAAAUCAAAGCACAGAAACUGAAAGCUGUUCCCAAAGACAUUUGAAAACAAUAGUACUACACAACCACACAUCAGAAUUGCUUUGCGGUCCGCCGCAUGACCUCGUCCCCUGGGGAGGAGUGGUGGUGCCAUUUUUAAAAUGAAUGUGAAUCAGCAUCUUGUGAACCGACACCCAGCUAACUCAUGUCAUCGUAACAUGGAGCAACUGAGAUUAUAAUGAUUAAAUGCUGUUUGCUGCUCAUGAA